UAAACACCGACGCGCUCACGCUACUAGCAUUCUGAAGCUAAACGGGACGGGAAGUAGCAACAUAUUAUUUAUUGUUCUGUAGUAUUUUUACUGACAUAAUUUAGGCGACCUUUUCGGGGACUGAGGGAAGUAUCACCGACCACACCGAGGAGCGAUAAAUCCUGAAAUAAACCAGGAUGUUUAAAAAAUUUGAUGAGAAGGAGAAUGUGUCCAACUGCAUUCAGCUGAAAACAUCUGUCAUUAAAGGAAUCAAAAAUCAGCUUGUGGAUCAGUUUCCUGGCAUCGAGUCAUGGCUCAAUCACAUCAUGCCCAAAAAGGAUCCAGUCAAAAUAGUGAGAUGCCAUGAACACAUUGAGAUUUUGACAGUGAAUGGGGAGCUGCUCUUCUUCAGACAGAGAGAAGGACCCUUCUACCCCACACUCAGACUGCUUCAUAAAUAUCCUUUUAUUCUUCCACAUCAACAAGUCGACAAAGGAGCCAUCAAGUUCGUCUUGAGUGGAGCAAACAUCAUGUGUCCGGGGUUGACGUCACCAGGUGCCAAACUUUACCCUGCCGAAUCGGACACUGUAGUUGCUAUAAUGGCAGAGGGGAAAGAGCACGCACUCUGCGUUGGUGUGAUGAAAAUGUCUGCAGAAAACAUAGAGAAAGUGAACAAAGGAAUCGGAAUUGAGAACAUCCACUAUCUAAACGACGGACUGUGGCACAUGAAGACAUACAAAUGAUGAACCGUUUUCUGGCAAUUGGUUCCAUUCUCCUCACUUCCUCCAAGACAGUCUGGAGCUAUUUAAAGCAUCUGUUUAUACCGAUGGACUUGAGAACAGGCUUGAAAUCAGUCAUGCACAAAUAAAGAGAAACGUUUUCUUUUAAA
This is a messenger RNA of Synchiropus splendidus (mandarinfish), 868 nucleotides long. It is a transcript of the gene mcts1, whose product is annotated as MCTS1 re-initiation and release factor. The record is from RefSeq and is a predicted model, not a curated record. The transcript is spliced from 6 exons. Gene Ontology annotation, molecular function: RNA binding. Lineage: Eukaryota; Metazoa; Chordata; Actinopteri; Syngnathiformes; Callionymidae. Gene Ontology annotation, biological process: formation of translation preinitiation complex. Bases 177 to 722 code for a protein of 181 amino acids.